AUGGCCUCGAUCCUCGCGGCGGGCGCAAUCGGCGUCACCCUGCCGCUGCUCGCUAAAACGACCAAAACGUCCUUGGAACCUACCGCGUCGCCACAUGCCGGCGGCGGCGGUUGGUUGCUGAUGGUGGUGAAGGCGUUCGCCGGCGGGGUAAUUCUCGCGACGGGGUUGGUCCACAUCUUGCCGGAUGCGUUCGAUCAGCUGGGGUCGGAUUGUCUGAGCGAAGCUCCGUGGGGGAAGUUCCCAUUCGCCGGAUUUGUGGCCAUGAUGUUCGCUUUAGCGACGCUUUCGAUGGAAUCGUUAGCAAUGGGGUUUUACCAGAGGCUGCACUGCCAUCAGAAGACACAUAAUAAUGGUGGUGGUGGUGGUGGAUAUGAUGAUGAUGAAGCGGCUCGUGGUAGUCACACCGUCGCUAAUGGUGACGCGGAGAAUGAAUUGAUCAGACGGCGAAUUGUUUCACAGAUAUUGGAGACGGGAGUUGUGGUGCAUUCAACAAUUAUCGGAAUAUCAAUGGGGACUAGUAAUAGUGUAAAAACAAUAAAGCCACUGAUCGUAGCUUUGUCUUUCCAUCAAUUCUUUGAAGGUGUUGGCCUCGGUGGAUCUAUCUUACAAGCAGAGAUCAAGUUGAGAUCAAGGGUAGUUAUGGCGUUAUUCUUCUCGAUUACAGCACCAUUAGGGAUCGGGAUUGGGAUGGCGAUUUCAAGCAAUUACAAGGAAGGAAACCCUAAUUCCCUCAUCGUGGAAGGAAUGUUCACUUCAGCAUCGGCUGGGAUUUUGAUUUACAUGGCGCUAGUUGAUCUACUGGCCACGGAUUUCAUGGGUCCAAACAUGUUGGAGUCCGAUUUCAGGAUUCAGUUAGGAGCAUAUGCCGCCCUUUUUGCUGGAGCUGCAUCCAUGUCUGUUCUGGCCCUCUUCGCUUGA
Messenger RNA from Linum trigynum, 918 nucleotides. The record is from the annotation of a GenBank genome assembly. NCBI's taxonomy places the organism in Eukaryota, Viridiplantae, Streptophyta, Magnoliopsida, Malpighiales, Linaceae.